Corythoichthys intestinalis (scribbled pipefish) is the source of this 1720-nucleotide messenger RNA. RefSeq lists its product as uncharacterized. The record is from RefSeq and is a predicted model, not a curated record. The transcript has 6 exons. Lineage: Eukaryota; Metazoa; Chordata; Actinopteri; Syngnathiformes; Syngnathidae. The coding region runs from base 179 to 697 and encodes 172 amino acids.
UUUCUUUAGUAUUGGAACGCGUUCAGCAUCCACGCGCAGCUCUCCCUGAUUCCCCCAAAAGCAGCGCUUCGACACUCUCAGAGCGUGCAUUUAUUGGCACUGUUGAAAGGGGACUAUUAGGUAAGGAUCAUGGAAUAGCAGACAACAUCUGGAAAAGACUACUCUGAACAAGGCACAAAUGGAUGAGACAAAUGAGAAAUCAGAUGUCAUCUCUAUGGCUGAUUCCUCCGUCACACUCGAGGACAUUGAAGAGGAGCUGUUCAAAAUUGAGCGACUACGAAACGUGCUCGUGCGGAGAGAAUCAGAGCUGAGAUACAUGAUGGACGACAUUCAGUUGUGUAAUGAAAUCACAAGGCUGAAGGGAGAGCUGCAGAAACUGGUCUCAAAUGCAGACAAAGACAAAUCUGAGGAGGAUAGAACAAGGGAGGAGGAGCUGCUACAGCAGAUCAGCAAGCUCGUGGAGACCCGAGACUUUCUUGUCGAUGACGUGGAGUUUGAGCGGCUCAGAGAAAGAGAAGAAGACAGAGAAAUGGCAGCAGUCUUGCAGCCCAAAUUCCAAACUACUUCGGGAACGAAAGGUGCUUUGCAAGAACAGAAGGUGGUGUCCAAAUCGCCACACACUUCAGCACCAUUUAUCACUAAAACAGGAAUAACGCUACUGAAAGACUGCUGCGGCUUCACAUGCUCAAUUAUGUAACGCAUCCUUGUGCCUGCUUACACCGCAUUGUGUGCGCACCAGUAUUUGCUGUUGCUUGCUAGACGUCUGUAAUUUUACAGUGAGGGAAAGUGUUAGCAACGUCGCAAAAAAAUUGAGACAUUUGCUUCUCAGCAUUGAAAUUUUUCAAAUGUUGGUCAAUCAAACACCUGUCGUGAGUUUUUUUUCUUCUUUCAUCUCCUUCGUGGAGUAAAUCCACUUGUGGGGUGGGGGGGGGUGGAUAUCAAAAGUGCUUUCAAAAUUCACUGAGCGUCAACUUAGGUUCACUUGUAAAGGUUAUAGGCCCACAAGACAAAAACUGUAUGUCCUUAAAACCGUCAAUGGCGCCCCAAUGAGGAGGCCAGUGGUGGCCACGGCAACCCCUAAAAAUUUACUAGCCACCCCAUUGGCUAGUAUAGUGCAGUAUAGACAUAAGAUAAUUAAUAAUAACUAAAUGAGCCAAAAUAUGUCAGUAGACAUUUCCUAAAAAGGACAGACAACACUUUUAUCAUGUGCAUCUUAAUGGAAAUAAUAUGGUUUAAGAAAUACAGAAUUUGUUUUUUCCUACGAGUAAUAGUGGAGAAAACCUAAAUAAAAGCCAAUAUUUCCAUGAAGUGGCCACCCGAUAUGUGGGUUUACCACUGCUGGUACUAUUUAUCCAAUCAAAUGAGAGUAUUCAAGAUUGCCCGCCCUUCCUUGCAAAGUCAGUAAUACCCAUUGCCCCAUGUAAUUGUGUUCGUGUGUUCCAGUGUUUAUGUGCGCUGGUAUAACUGACAUCACAAAUUGGCCACCUGGGGGGGCUCUAAAACUCACUUGUCUUCUUCACCGAUGGGCGGUCGUAGUUCAUUUGAACUUUUUUUGUCCAUUAUCAGAGGUCUAAGAAAGUCUUGAUUUCCUUACCUAAAUACUUUAAUAAGCCUUUCACAUCAAGCUCAUUUACACUAAGUGUUGUCUGUACCUUUAAGUUUUCUACUCACCAGUUACAGUGGGGCAAAUAAGUAUUUAGUCAACCACUAAUUGUUCAAG